AUAUGGAUUUGUAAGCAAAGGAGUCUCUUCUACUGAUUCUUAAUGUAAACAUUCACUGACGCGAGUGGGAUGGACCGUGUGGUUACAAUUCCAUAUUAGCCAGUUUACAUUGUUUCGCUUGAAUGUUAUCUACCAGUCAAAAAAUCAUCAGACACACAACUCGGCAUCGUAAAAGAAAUGGUGUUAAUCAGAAACAUUAUAUACGAGAAGAAAGCUAAUCGCCCUUUUGACGCUGGUCACUUCAAGCGGAAAUGUUAGUUCGUAUUUAACGGAUUUCCCGAGUUGGUCAAGGUUUAGUCUAACCGGUGUAGCUCGUGGAUAUUAGACGAAAUGAAAAGUGUGCGUUUGGUAGUGGUGGUGGAGGCGAUGUUGGCAGUUUGGCUGCUGCCGGUGAAUAGUGACCGAAUUUUGGCGAUUUUUCCGUCGCCAGCGAAAAGUCACCAGAUUGUGUUCCGCGCUUUCGUUGACGGACUGUUGGCCAGGGGUCACCAGCUAACUGUGAUGAGUCCGGAUCCGUUCGAGACGGACAAUCCAAACAUUACCCAAAUUGACUGGAGUUAUGGAUACAAAGUGGUUAACGAGAUUGGGGACGUGGCGAAGGUGACCCAGGAAGGGUGGAGUGCGUUUCGAGUGAUUACCAAACUGUUGUCCGUGGCUGAACGAUUGGUUGAGGUGGAACUGGCCCAUCCGGAAGUGCAGGCCAUGAUCCGGAACCCGGUGGAGCAGUUCGAUGCUGUGGUUGUGGAGUACUUCAUGAUGCCACCGUUUCACGCGUUCGCCGAGCUGUACAACGCUCCGUUGAUCGGAAUUACGUCCAUUGAUUCCGUGGCGUACGCGCAUGAUAUCGUUGGAAACGUGGCCAACAUUAUGACCCACCCGGAGAUGAUUCACUCGUUUUCGCGGGAUCUUUGCUUUUGGCAGCGCAUUUUGGCUUUCGCCACCAGGAUCGUUUCGGAUUAUUACAUGUUCCCGAUGUCGUUCAAAAAGAUGGAUGAAAUUAUCGAGUUUAACUUUGGGACAAACAUGAGCAAAUCGAACGAGCUCAUGAACCGGCUUGACUUCCUCAUGACCAACGUUGAGCCUGCGCUGGGAUUCAUCCGACCAACGGUGCCUCAAGCCAUCCAGCUGGGAUUCUUGCACGUGAAGCCUCCAAAUCCCCUCCCGAAGGGUCUUCAGCGGUAUCUGGACUCGUCCGAGCACGGUGUCAUCUACUUUAGCUUUGGAACGCUUAUCCGUACCCAGUCGUUGCACACAGAGAACGUUAGGAUUUUGUUGGAAACGUUCAAAACUCUCAAGUACGACGUUCUGUGGAAGGUUGACGAAAGAAUCGACCUGAGCAAUGCCACCAAUGUGAAGGUAGUACGCUGGGUGCCCCAACAGGAUGUUUUGGUAAAUUCAAACUCUACUAGGUCGACAAAGCUUGACAAAGAAAAAUCCGAGUGUGAAAGUCCAGCAAAAGGAAAUGUUGCGUGCGAUACCCACAUUUGUGUAUCUACGGUCUGA
Culex pipiens pallens (northern house mosquito) is the source of this 1503-nucleotide messenger RNA. Its product is annotated as UDP-glucosyltransferase 2-like. The record is from RefSeq and is a predicted model, not a curated record. The transcript has 2 exons. Gene Ontology annotation, molecular function: UDP-glycosyltransferase activity. Lineage: Eukaryota; Metazoa; Arthropoda; Insecta; Diptera; Culicidae. The coding region runs from base 331 to 1503 and encodes 390 amino acids.